CCCAGCUUCUUGUAGUGAUAUAAGCUUUGCGACCACCCCUUGGCUGCUCUGAUUUGAUGAUUAGUUCUAGAACACUGCUCAGCAUGUCCUUCGGCAACGCACUCUCACAACCGUUCAACGUCUUAUGGCGCUCUGCCCUUGUCAAAUUGCCUCGUGCUGUCCCAAAGGAGAUUUUAAAAUGGACUUGUCCGCAAGGACCGCAUCCGAUUGUGAUAGACCUGCCUUCGCCAAGGGGAAAACACAAGAUCCCUGUUUUCGUGUUUGUGCCCAGAUCUAUCACGCCAGAACGCAAAGAUCCGGUGCCCGUGGUCAUUGAUUUCCAUGGUGGCGGCUUCUGGAUGGGAAGUUGUCUUGAACAGGCGCCCUUUUGUACAACCAUGGCAAAUGAGCUAGAUGCAGUGGUCGUCAGCGUCGACUACAGAAUGGCCCCUGUGGACUCAUAUCCGGCAGCGCAGGAGGAUGCCGACGAUGUUCUACACGCAGUGCUUCACCAAAGCGCACCAGGAUACACAGUACUAAGAGACGGUAUCCGCAAAAAGAUUUUAUCAAGGUGGAAGCAUGCCCAGAAGAAGUCAAGCACCUCGUCAGUUGAUCGAAGUCCAGAGCGGGCACCCUCACUUUCUCACAUCGACCUGGACAAGUCAAAAAUUGCUGUCACGGGUUUCAGUUCUGGGGGCAACCUCGCCAUGAACAUUGGCAUGCAUAUUUCUGGAAGCGACGGCCAGAAAGAAUGGCCGUCCCCAUUUCCUCCAGACCAUCCGUAUCCUUUUGCUCUGGUCUUAUACUAUGCGGCCAUCGAUCUGCAGCAGCUGCCGUCGGAACGCACAAGGCCACCAAAAUUGCCAGCUCCCAAAGGCUGGUGGUCAGAGCUCAACGACAUGUUGGCUCCGGCAUACUUACCUCGAGAACGUGCAGCAGAAUAUCGCGCGUCGCCGGGGCUAGCACCCAUCGAGAGCAGCCUCCACAAGCAAGCUCGUCUACAAUUUGUCCUAGCAGAGGUCGAUGCUCUCACUCCGCAGAAUGAUGAAUGGCUCUCGAAGGCAUCGAAAGCUGGUCGAUCAGAUGACAUUGUGGUGCAUCGCUACGAAGAUCAGACGCAUGGAUGGACGCAAAUGCCAGAAACAUGGCUCAAUGAGGAGCAACGACGGACGAGGGAAGAUGCUUACAACAAAACCAUUGCCUUCAUCAAAAGCACGUGGACCAAUGAAGACCUGAGCCCACUUAGGAUGCAAAGUUCGUCGGGGUUUCUGUCGGCCGACGUAUCGGAAACCCAAGCGACGACCAAAAAAGGUCACAAAUUUUGGAAGAGGAGUCCUCGAAGUAGCCCUCGGCCAAGCCGUACGCCGAGCCCAAUCCAAGAAGCUGGUGUGGAAUGAAGAUAACUCAGAAGAUCAAAGCACGCAUACAUAUGCAUCUUUAAAAAUUUAUGCACGGCUACCCAUUGUUUUUGGUGUCGAUACGGCGAGCAGCGGAUGCUUGGGUCAUUUAAGGAACUGUUAUGAAUCCCCCAAUCGAAGGAAGGCACAGCAUGCUACAAAAGCAUCGCUCAUGAAUAGAUUAGAAGUACUUACAGUCAGGUAAUGAUUUGGUGUAGAUCUGCCGGUGGAUAAGCGCCGCAAGUUGUUUCGUUGACCAGUAAUGUAAUGAAGAUACCUUACAAAAUAGUAGCAGUAAUGUUAAUUCAACUGGAAAAUA
Verruconis gallopava is the source of this 1695-nucleotide messenger RNA. RefSeq lists its product as uncharacterized. The record is from RefSeq and is a predicted model, not a curated record. Gene Ontology annotation, molecular function: hydrolase activity. Bases 57 to 1376 code for a protein of 439 amino acids. The transcript has a single exon. NCBI's taxonomy places the organism in Eukaryota, Fungi, Ascomycota, Dothideomycetes, Venturiales, Sympoventuriaceae.